Didymosphaeria variabile is the source of this 1191-nucleotide messenger RNA. RefSeq lists its product as uncharacterized. Bases 1 to 1191 code for a protein of 396 amino acids. Gene Ontology annotation, molecular function: hydrolase activity, acting on ester bonds. Gene Ontology annotation, biological process: phospholipid catabolic process. The transcript has a single exon. NCBI's taxonomy places the organism in Eukaryota, Fungi, Ascomycota, Dothideomycetes, Pleosporales, Didymosphaeriaceae. The record is from RefSeq and is a predicted model, not a curated record.
AUGGUUUCUUCGUUGCUCCUCUCGGUGUCGCUGCUCGCCAGCACUGCCGUUGCGGCCCCCAAGCAGCCAUCCUACGGUGGUGGAUACAAGACCUCGGACUGGGUGAAGGGCAAGGCUUUCGACCGUGUCGCCAUCAUCUGGCUCGAGAACACCGACUAUGACCUCGCCAUUGGAGACCCAAGCUUGAAGUGGUUGGCUAAGAAGGGUAUUACCCUCUCCAACCACUUUGCGGUCACGCAUCCUUCCAUGCCAAACUAUGCGGCCGCUAUUUCCGGCGACUACUACGGAAUCAACCACGAUGAUCUGACCGCGAUCCCGUCCAACGUCUCGACCAUCGUGGACCUUUUGGAGGCGAAGAAGAUCUCGUGGGGAGCGUACCAGGAGGAUAUGCCUUACACUGGUUUCCAGGGCUUCGACUACAAGAACCAGCAGACAGGUGCCAACGACUACGUCCGCAAGCACAACCCUCCGGUCUUGUACGACUCUGUCGCCGACCAGACCAGCCGCUUGAACCAGAUCAAGAACCUGACCCUCUUCCACGAGGAGCUCAAGGCGGAUGCUCUGCCCCAGUGGAUGUUCAUCACUCCCAACAUGACUUCAGAUGGACACGACUCCACAGUAACCGUCGCUGGAACCUGGUCUAAGAACUUCCUCGAGCCGCUUUUGAACGACAAGAAGUUCAUGAAGAACACUCUUGUCAUCCUCACCUUCGACGAGAACCACACCUACACCCAGCAGAACCGCAUUGUUGCCAUUCUCCUUGGCGACGCUGUCCCCAAGAAGCUCGUCGGCACCACCGACAGCAACUUCUACAACCACUACAGCGAGAUUGCUACCGUUCAGGCUAAUUGGGGUCUCGACACCCUCGGCCGCUGGGACGUCGGUGCCAACGUGUUCGACUUCGUUGCCAAGAAGACUGGUGACAGCGUCAGGCAGUGGCACGGCCAGACUCCUCUUUCCCAAAUGUACUGGAACGUCUCAUACGCCGGCAAGCUCAACGACAAGAACACCUCCGUCCCAUGGCCCGUGCCCGCUACCAAGUUGAACCACAACGGACGCAAGGUCGCUGAUGUUGUCAAGAAGACCUGGGGCUCUCUGGAGAAGGAGUCCGCUUACACCACUGCUCUUGAGGUUCCAGACGGUCUCCACCCGGAGCCUGAGUUCACCCGCGCUCAGAAGACCAAGUGGUAG